UCCUUCUGUUCUUCCAACCUAUUCUCCACUACAACCUAUUGACUCUCCCAUUUGUUCAAUCUUCUCCGACCACACCCACCUCCGGCGACAACUUCGUUUCCCCAAACCCAGCAACCACUUUUCUCCGGCGUUGAUUCUUCCUCCAGCGAUCUCUGUCUUCUUCCGACGAUCUCUGGAUUGGGCGAUUUCCAGUGAAUGAGUUGAGCGGAUCUCUUCGAUUUCUUCUCCGAUUUCUAUGGAUCUGCGACCCUUCUGCUAGGCCUCGAUAAUCGACGAGGUUCAAGAGCACAGGACGUCGAUUGUCCUUCUUCCUCCUCCGAACCAGUUCUUGCGACUACCGUCUGCUUCUCACCGGCGGCGACUCGAGCUUCUCCUUUUUCCGAUUCCGAACUCCCACCGGCGAAGAGAGUAGGUGCGAUGAUUGGGCAUUCUCUGUAUUGGCGAUUUCUGGUAAAUCGAGGCGAUUCCGACAACGUCUUCUUCUUCUCAAACCCGGCGACGGUUGGGCGUUCUCCGGCAACGUCUUCUUCUUCUCAAGCGGCCAGCGGGGACAUGCAGUAGCCCAGAGGGACUCUUGCGAUGGAUCUGACUGCUUCCCCCUUCGAUUGGUGGCGGCGGAUCUGACGCGACGACGACGAGAAUCAAAGAAAGAGAAGGAGAUUGCGGAUGCUUGUGGAUGCUUGCUGAUGGGAACUGCUAUAUGUCUCUGGUGGGGAUGCUUGCGACGGGAACGACGAUGACCAAAUCUGGUUCCUUUUCCGAACAGAGAUGGAACAACACGAUGAACAAUGAAAGGGCAAAUUAGAAAUUUGGCAUUUCUUAUUAAAAACCUAUUUUUCUAAACAAACAAGAAAUUUAAUACAAAUCCUUAAUCACAAAUACCUGGGUUUUCAGUUGAGGGAUUUGAGACUAAAUCCUUCACAAAUCCCCCAAAUUAAAUUCCUUAAUCCAAACGACCCCUUAGGGUAUUUUGCCGGAGUUUGCGACUGGAGAAGAGGCGGUGUAUAUGUUCUAAUGCGACUUCAUUGUUGUACAAAAUCUUGCCAAGGUUUGUAACGAGAGAAGAGGCGGUGUUUGUUAUACAAUAACCUAAAACUCCUACGCUUGGAUUCUCUUGCAGUCUAUCCCACUCCUGAUAUAUAAUAUUGCAAGCCAACAAAUUCAUCCAUCUCACAAUAUUAUAAAGCUAGCUAGCUAGCUCGCUUUACUCAGAACACAUAUAGUUAGCUAGCUAACCGAGAGAGACAGACAGACAGACAGACAGACAGACAGACAGAGAAAGAGAUGGGCGUGCAGGUUCGUCGCUUGGAUGCUCGAAUGACGACGGUGCUGAUGUCGUUGCUAAUCGUUACAAUGAUCAACGGAGGCUUCCGCGGCGGUGCAAUCAUCUUCUCUGCUGAAGCUGCCCUCGAUCCACUGUGCGGUGUCUCAAACGAAUGGUUUUGUAGUCCGACGGACUUUGAUCGCUCAGACGCGCAGGAGCAAGUGUUACCGUACCUCAGAGUCAGACCAAAGUGCGAUCCGGCAUACUACAACCAUGGUGCUCAAAUCGCCUACAUACAUUCUUCUUGUGCUCAUAGUUCCACAUGCGGUGAUUGCUUAACUAGAGCGACUCAAAUAAUGCGCGAGAAUUGCCCGGGCAAAGAUGGAGCUCAGUACGGGACGGAAGAGUGUUGUGCUCGAUACGAGAAGAACAAGUUUUGUUGAGCUUAAUUAACUAAUUAAGAAAUGCUGUUGUGUAUGGAGCACUACUACUAUGCUAUAUAGUAUUGAUGCUUUAAUGUACAACUUGAAGUUGUACCAUAACAUUAAAUGUAUAAGUUUAGGUUGUACCAUAAAGGAAUUUGUAUCAUUAUGUUAUGGUACAACUUUACAACUUGAAGUUGUACCAUCACAUAAAGGUACAAGUUCAAGUUGUACCAUAAAAGAAUUUGUACAAAAAGUAUAGGUACAAUUAGAAGUUGUACCAUAGCGUUAAAGGUACAAUUUCAAGUUGUACCAUAAAGACAAAAACCUAUAGCACCAAUGCUAUGCUAUAUAGCAUUGUAAAAUUCCUCACGUAACGGGGAAGAGAUAAUACACGGUAUAAAAUAAAACUAGAGUUAUUAAUUCCACGAUGAAAUCUGAAUCCGGUGAUGUUUUACGAUGGGUUCUGAAUUUAAUUGGCCGAGUUUGGCCAAGUCUGUUGAACGAGACCGAGCUGUUAUGGAAGUAAGCACCUUUGGUUAGGGGUGGGAAACGGUGCGGUCCGGUCCAGACCAGACCAUAGAUACGGUCUGUGGUCCAGACCGAGAGGUUGGAACACAGACCAUGGACCAGAGCAUAUACUAUAUGGUCCAGACCAGACCACACCUGUGCGGUGCGGUCCGGUAUGGUCUGGACCAGACAGACCAUGUUAAAAAAAUUAACUCUUGUUCACCCUCCAACCCUAUUCACCGGUAUCUAUAAAAAAAAUCUAGUGACCAAUAUGCUAGUGAAACAAAAAAAUUGUGAUUGUAUUAAAUGAGAAGAAAUAUGAGGAUAGAAGUGGGUUUUUUUCAAUUUUAAAAUAGCCUUAUUUCCCUAUUCCUCUUUGUGCUACCGCUUCUCUCCUCUCUCGAGUGAUCUGAAGGUUCUCCCAGUUGAUAACCUUAUUGAUGACGUCGAGGUAAUUUCGAACCACUAAGAUGGUCGCAUAUCUCUCAAUAAUUUUCCUUAUCUCAUCAAGGUGAACGAAUUUUUUUGUAGUGUUUAAUUUUUAUCGACUCCAUAGUCUAGACAUUAUCUGUGAAUAUUAUUUAUGAGUUUCUAAUUUUUGUGUGGUACUUUGAUAAGGAGAUAACAUAUAAGCGAUCAUUUUGCAAUUUGUUGGCUCUCAACUAGAUGAAGAAUCAACUAACUUUGUUCUUCAAAUACACAUAUGAAGGUUCAAUUUAGUGUUAUUUUUGUCCAAGGUAGUAGGUAGUGUGUCGCGGUCUGUUACGGUUUACUGCGGUAGACCGCGGUCUAGACCACUUCAGACCACGCACUAAAGGAGGAGACCGCAAACCAUACUAGACCAUAGUUCUGGUCUCACAGUCCAGACCAAACCAUACGAUACGGUCUACACCGCGGUUUCCCAUACGGUUUGGUCUGGAUUCCCAACCCUACCUUUGGUGCCCGAGCGGUACCCUCAGUAUUUGGGCAGCUUCACUUACCAAAGGGAGGCUUCUUCAAUAUUCCUCAAUAUUAUCACCAUCGUCAAUCUUAGGAUUGUUAACAAUCCAAAUAUUUUAGCUUUUUCUACUGUUAAAAAAUAUUUUAAAUUGUUCAUUCUUUGGUAACCGUGAUUGUUAGAAAUAACAAUAAAUUUUUUAAUUUUAUAUAAAAUAACAUUUUUAUUCAUAAUAAAAAAUUAGAAUGGUU
Molecule: messenger RNA, 3384 nt
Organism: Linum trigynum
Lineage: Eukaryota; Viridiplantae; Streptophyta; Magnoliopsida; Malpighiales; Linaceae
Source: the annotation of a GenBank genome assembly